Molecule: messenger RNA, 2736 nt
Organism: Corythoichthys intestinalis (scribbled pipefish)
Lineage: Eukaryota; Metazoa; Chordata; Actinopteri; Syngnathiformes; Syngnathidae
Gene: eif6
Product: eukaryotic translation initiation factor 6
Exons: 6
Coding region: 316-1056 (246 amino acids)
Biological process (GO): ribosomal subunit export from nucleus; cytosolic ribosome assembly; maturation of LSU-rRNA
Cellular component (GO): preribosome, large subunit precursor; nucleolus; cytosol
Molecular function (GO): ribosomal large subunit binding
Source: RefSeq, a predicted model, not a curated record
GUCUGUACGUCACGACGUAGGCGUCGGGCGGAAGUUAACACGUGAGGUCGCGGAAGGCACGAGCGCGUCAAUCGGAAGAAAGCCAGAAAACCAUAACAUUUGCUCGACUUUGGCUCUCGGGUGCGUUUUUCUAUUGUCUUGUCUUGUCCAGUCCGUCCUCUUCAGCCAGCCCUCUGCGCAACACUUGGCGUGGCCGUGUGCGUCCACCGCUUCACGCUCGCUAGCUAGCUAACUAGCUAGCAACGCUCAACUUUUGCCUUCUUUUGGCUCGUUGCUAUUUUUUUUCUCCGUUUUUUACGCUUGAAGCUUCUCGCGAUGGCGGUCCGGGCGUGCUUCGAGAAGAACAACGAGAUCGGCUGCUUCGCCAAACUCACCAACACCUACUGUUUGGUCGCCAUCGGCGGAGCGGAAAACUUUUACAGCGUCUUCGAAGGCGAGUUGUCAGAAAGCAUCCCGGUGGUCCACGCCUCCAUCGCCGGCUGUCGCAUCAUUGGGCGCAUGUGUGUGGGGAAUCGCCACGGGCUUCUGGUCCCUAACAACACCACGGACCAGGAGCUGCAGCACAUCCGCAACUGCCUCCCGUCUUCGGUCGGCAUCCAGCGAGUGGAAGAGCGUCUGUCGGCCCUGGGCAACGUCAUCGCCUGCAACGACUAUGUAGCGCUGGUCCACCCAGACUUAGACAGGGAGACAGAGGAGGUUCUGAGCGACACGCUGAAGGUGGAGGUGUUCCGCCACACUGUGGCCGAUCACGUGCUGGUGGGCUCGUACUGCGCCUUCAGCAACCGGGGCGGCCUGGUACACCCCAAGACGUCGGUGGAGGACCAGGAUGAGCUCUCGUCGCUGCUGCAGGUCCCCUUGGUGACUGGCACGGUUAACCGGGGUAGCGAGGUGAUCGCGGCAGGCCUGGCAGUCAAUGACUGGUGCGCCUUUUGCGGACUAGACACCACCAGCACAGAGAUGUCCGUCAUUGAAAGCGUGUUUGGGCUCGGGGAUCAAGCGCGGCCUGCCGACAUCACCACCGCCAUGAGGGAUUCACUCAUUGACAGCAUGGCCUAAGAUGACGACACCGUGGACGAUCGAUGAGAUGCUCCCCACACCCAAACCCAGAAGCAACGUGGCCCGGGAAGAUAUGUCGUCUCGGGAUACCAAGGCUGGGUUGCACGAUGCCGUCUCAUCCGCUGUUUUAAAGGUUAUUGACCUGACUUUGGAUUGUGAGAAAAAUGUCUCGCCUGACCUGUUUUCACGUCCUUUUUUCACGCGCCUCCAAACUGUCAAGACUCCUCCCGAGGCUUUUUAAGUCCUCAUAAGAUGACAAUAAAAUGUUCAAAAAGACAACUUUUCAUUUGCGUUGCUACUGUGGUAGCUCUACUUGCAACAUUAAUUGGUUCUGGAAGUAGUCUCGUAACCCGAAAAUUUCGUAAAUAGAGACGAGUUUUACAUGUAAAUGCCCUAAUCCGUUCCAAGCACUACUGACCCAUCACAUUAAAUUUUAUAAUAUGGGUAAAACAACAGCCCAACAAAUUUGAAUCAUUCCAUGUACCUAACCCUUAAUACCUGUAAUUACGUAAUAAAACAAAAUGCAAACAAAAACAUUUUUCAAUUCAAGUGAGGCAAUGUCCUCUUUCACAAGAUCGAUGGUGCCUAGCGCCUAUAUCACUUUGUGACACAAGAACGCGAGGAGACCUAUGAGAUAUCGAACUGCUGUAACAACAAUAAAAGAGUCGCGCCUUUGCGUGUCAUCAUACUGUGACACACAAAUUUAAACUCCAUCAAUAAUAGACCAGUAGGAAAGCAGCAUACUGAAGGGGAUGGGAUGGAUAAUAUGACCAACAGGGCAGCAGGGCAUUUUGUUGCCUCUCAUAACCUGAAAUUUCUUUAACAAGAAGCAAUAUUUUCCCGUUUAAACGUGUCGUAACCUGAAAAUAACGUUUGUAGAGACGUUCGUGAGUAGAGGUACCAUUGUAUUUACAACAUUAAACAUCAAGGCCACAUCUUUCAAGUUUUUGGUUUGUAAAGAACUGACAUUAGAUACAACAGAAAAGUCAGCCUUUUGGUAUUAUUCAAAAGGCAGUCUUACUUCCUGCUCACCUUCACACGCUCAAAAGUAAAAUUCCAUGCAAGCAAAAAGCUACUGUAUUAGUAUUUGUCGUCCCCAAAAUGAAAGCAUUCUCGGCACAAGUUCUGCAGGUAUUCCUCGACGUCUCACUUAUUCCUUCAACAAAAAAACGAGUGCAUCAUAGACUUCACUAUCAGUUGACGGGGCUGCUCUGUAGGGGGCCUAUUUUUAAAAAUUUCAAAUAUUUUCACAACCAAAGCGACCUAAAACCAAAACAGGCACCUCCCUUAGGCAUAUAUGAGUCUCCAUGGGUAUGAGCGUUCCCUAAUAAAAUACCAAUUAUUUUUAUAUAAACUUAAAAUGGCAAUAAAGUUCUCAGAUUUUACGCUAGAUGCACAAAAAUCACCAAAUGCAGAGUCAUCUACAAGUAUAUUUUCAGGAUCAAUAGCAAUAUUUAACAUGUUUUUGCCCGAAAUAGCAAUUUUUUUUUUUUUUUUUUUAAUUUGGUGCAAUUUCGACAUCGGUUUUCAACAGCUAAUAAAUCACAAUUUUUACAUUUGAAACUUUAUACUUGAGGAAAGUAUGCAGAAUCAUGUUAAUUUUACUCAACAAAAGCAAAAUUUGCAAUUUUCUAUGUACAAUCACAACUUACUUAGGUUGAAUUCCGAUGUCACUAUUGC